This is a messenger RNA of Microcebus murinus (gray mouse lemur), 5820 nucleotides long. RefSeq names its product RAB11 family interacting protein 2 (gene RAB11FIP2). Gene Ontology annotation, biological process: regulated exocytosis. Gene Ontology annotation, molecular function: small GTPase binding. The record is from RefSeq and is a predicted model, not a curated record. Gene Ontology annotation, cellular component: phagocytic cup; endosome. Lineage: Eukaryota; Metazoa; Chordata; Mammalia; Primates; Cheirogaleidae.
ACGGGAGGCCUGGACGGCGCGGCCAGGUGAUGUGGGCCCCUGUGUUUCUCCAGAGGAAAGGGGACCCCCGGAGCAGCCGUGCCCCCGGGCUGCCCCCGUGAGGCGUUUUGACAUCGGCCCUAGGGAAGUUGGGCGGCCCUGAGCCUGCCUUGUCUCCGUUAAGUGCCCUUAGGAUGCAGUGAUUAAGGAAUUAGGCUCUCCCUCCGGGAGGGGCACUGCCUGCACCUGUGAACUCCUUGCAGAGAAAAAGGACAGAAUGAUGCUGUCUGAGCAAGCCCAAAAGUGGUUUCCAACCCACGUGCAGGUCACAGUGCUGCAAGCCAAAGAUCUGAAGCCAAAAGGCAAAAGUGGCACCAAUGACACAUACACUAUAAUUCAGCUGGGCAAGGAAAAGUACUCCACCUCUGUAGCUGAGAAAACCCUUGAGCCAGUCUGGAAGGAAGAGGCCUCUUUUGAGCUACCUGGAUUGCUAAUGCAGGGGAAUCCAGAGAAAUACAUUCUUUUCCUUAUAGUUAUGCACAGGUCCCUGGUGGGUCUGGAUAAAUUUUUAGGGCAGGUGGCAAUCAAUCUCAAUGACAUCUUUGAGGACAAACAAAGAAGGAAAACAGAGUGGUUUAGAUUAGAAUCCAAACAAGGAAAAAGAGCCAAAAACAGGGGUGAGAUAAAGGUCAAUAUUCAAUUUAUGAGGAACAACAUGACAGCAAGUAUGUUUGACUUAUCAAUGAAAGACAAAACAAGAUCUCCUUUUGCAAAAUUAAAAGAUAAAAUGAAAGGUAGAAAAAAUGAUGGGACAUUUUCUGAUACAUCUUCUGCCAUCAUUCCAAGUACUCACAUGCCUGAUGCCAAUAGUGAAUUUUCAAGUAAUGACAUGCAGAUGAAAUCCAAACCAAAAAAGCCUUUUCUUAUGGGUCCUCAGCGACUCUCAUCAGCGCAUUCAAUGUCCGAUUUAUCUGGGUCCCACAUGUCUUCUGAGAAACUGAAGUCUAGCGCCAUAGGUCAAACACAUCUUCUUGGACGCCAGAUAGAGUCCUUUGGAAUAGUUCCAGAAAGUGGAAGUCUCAAAUCUCCACACAGAAGAACAUUAAGCUUUGAUACUUCUAAAAUGAACCAACCUGGCAGCAUUGUGGAUGAAGGUGAAUUGUCUUUCGGAAGACAAAAUGACCCAUUUACAAAUGUGACUGCUUCAUUACCCCAAAAAUUUGCAACACUGCCAAGGAAGAAAAAUCCAUUUGAAGAAAGCAGUGAGUCAUGGGACAGCGGCAUGAAUUUAUUUUCAAAAUCAAUUGAAGUAAAAAAAGAAAAUAAAAGAGAAAAAAGGGAGAAAGUUAGCCUGUUUGAAAGAGUGACUGGAAAAAAAGAUAGCAGAAGAUCUGAUAAACUUAACAAUGGGGGAUCAGAUAGCCCUUGUGACUUGAAAUCACCUAAUGCGUUUAGUGAAAAUCGUCAGGACUAUUUUGAUUAUGAGUCAACUAAUCCGUUUACAGCAAAAUUCAGGGCUUCAAAUAUAAUGCCAUCUUCAAGUUUUCAUAUGAAUCCGACAUGCAAUGAAGACCUCAGGAAAAUCCCGGACAGCAACCCUUUUGAUGCCACUGCAGGAUAUCGUAGUCUGACCUAUGAAGAGGUACUACAGGAGCUAGUAAAACACAAAGAACUCCUUAGGAGGAAAGACACCCACAUCCGGGAACUCGAGGACUACAUCGACAACCUCCUCGUAAGGGUGAUGGAAGAAACGCCCAGUAUUCUCAGAGUGCCAUACGAGCCAUCCAGGAAAGCUGGCAAGUUCUCCAAUAGUUAAUAAAGCCAGUUGUACUGCAUUUAAUUGGAAAAAGAGAGAGAGAGAGAAAAAAGGAAAAACUUGUUAGUGAAAGAGACUGCACUAUGAGGUUUCAUUUCAUACUCUCCUUCAUUGUGAAAAAUAGUUUUACCUAUAAAUAUUAUUGAAUAGCAGGGACUAUCAAGAGUGACCUUUGAAGCAAGCUAAAUUAAAAAUAGGCCAGAUUCUCCAUGAAUAAGCAGUUCCUUAAGAUUCACUUAGGUGCUGGUAGCUGGCCCACUAUAAUCUGCCAUAGGCCUAGAAAUAUCUUCAGAAGUAAAUGAGUUAUUCCUCAGGAAUAGAUUUUUCAUAAAACAGAACUGAUAAGUUGGUUUCUCAGAAGUCAAUUUGUCAUAUUUAGUGUCAGAAAUACUGCUCAUUAUAAACACUACUGAAAAUACAGUUCAUAUUUUAUAUACACAUAUAUGUACAUGAAUAUAUGUUCAUGUAUCUUGUAUAUAAAAUGCAGGCAUAUACCUCAUAUAUACAUGUGUUUUUAGAACAUUUAAAAACAACUGGUUGCCUCUAAGGUUAGUACCAGUUUCUAAAUUUGAAAAUGUAUGUGUGCUCUAUCGAUGUAAGACAAGUCGUCAUCGUUAUUACUAUUAUGAUUUGUUACAGAGAAGCUGCUUCAAAUCACUCUUGACUAUGUGAACCUUGGUUUCAAAGUAAGCUGCUAUGUAUUACUCCAGCAUUAAAUUUUUGCUCUUUUCCCAGAAGUAAUGCUCCAAAGUUCUUUUUUAAAAGAAUAACAAAUUUUAGGAACCUUCAUUAACUUCACAACAGCAUGAAUUUAUUUGAAUUAAUUCUCUUAACAUUUGAGUUGUGUUUAAGGUAUAAGCAGAAGGUAAGCUAAUGCAUUUGUUUUUGUUGAAAUUCUGCAUGCCUUUAAGUCACUAGCAAAGAAAAUAUUGUGAAGUUAUAUCUGAAAAUAAUUUUAGGGAAAGAAAAGUAGGUGAUUGUCUGGUGCCUGAUACCCCAAAGCAGUAGGCAAAUUCUAGAUGUGAAGAAUUAGGCUUUGUUUCAAGUUACAUCAAUAAUAGAGCAGAUGGUUGCUUUGGGUCUUGAACCAAAAUAAGACUUAACUAAAGGCAGAAUGAGUUUUUAGAGCAGAUCUCUGCUAGGAUGACAUUAUACAUUACCAUCCAGCCUUUAAGGGUUGACUUACUACAAAAUUAUGCCUUUUUUUAAAGUCUACUCCUCAAAAAUGUUCCUUUCCAUAGAUAUGUAUUUGUAUAAAAUUAUUCUGAAAUUUAAUUUGAAAAGCAGUGCUAUAAAAAUGUUGUUAAUCUGCUUAUUUUUCAGCCUUGAAAAUCUAAAAUAUUUACUGUGAAACACAGAGUAUCUGUAUCUUUCUGAAUUUAAAAUGAAAAAUUCAUCUCCACAUGGAGACUCAUAUUUCCCCAAUCCUUUAUUAAAUUGUAUUUUUUUCUAAUGUUUAUCUCUUAAGACUUCAUUAAAAGUUAAAUAAAACCCAGAUAUAAUAGUUUUGCUUAUUUUAAUAUUUUGAAUCAAAGAGUACUUGGCCAAGCUUAUAUUCAUAAACUAAAAUCCCAAGUUAUUUGUAUUUUCUAAGUUUAUUUAGCUUUCCUAUGAGAGCAUGCAUUUUGAAAUUGUGAAAAUUUUUUCAAAAUAAAAAAAGUAAGUACUUUAACAAAAUUAAGAAAUGGAGAAGGAAAGGUAGCCUUUAUCAAUUUUUUCCCUCCACUUACAAUUAAGGUUCUAUAAUAAACCUCAAAAUCUGGUGUAGAAUUUUAUUUCCCCAUUUGAGGUCUUGGUAAUUACAAUUUUUUAACAUGGUGCCACUUUUAUUAACAUUUAUUAAAUGUUACAAAUUGUUUAGCAUUAGUUUUUUCUGGUAGUAUUAUUGAGGCUCUUGUUACACUUUUUAAAAUACCAAAAUCCAUUUGUUUUCAGUAUUAUGACAGAUAUGAGAAGACAUUGUAAUAUACUUUGGCCAAAUUUGCUCUUUACAGAAUGAACUGAGAUAUCAGUUUUGUAUUGGGGAUAUGUUUUACAUAAAUACAGCUCUUUAAAAAGUAUGGUUCAAGCACUGCUAUUCCUUUUAUGAGGAAAUUCAUUUUAAAGGAUCAAUUAUUUGCCUAUAUAAAAACUAUUAAGCAUUAGACUUAUCUAUACAUGAGUGAUUUGACUAUAACAGAAUCAAUAUUUGUAUCUUUAAAUUUUAAGUAUUGUAUUUAAAACAAUCUACAUUUAACACUGCCUAAAAAUGUUUUUUAUGAAUUUUCAUUCAUGACCAAGAGUAAACAUAUUACAUAUUUUCAUAAUCAGUCAAUAUAAUAAGCUAAAAACAAAAUGUAAUAAUGAGUUCCCAAGUAAACAUAUCAGGGUUUCCUGUGUUUAGGCAGAAGUGCAAACAGUAGUUUUAAUUUCUAGCAUUGUAGAGAAAAAGGCCAAAAAGGAUCACCUUAGUUUAUUUUUGCAAAAGGUAACUUUAAGUAUUCUAAUGAUAUAUUUUGUUAGUAGUUUAGAAAUGGAAAUAAAAUAUAUGUGCUCAUUAAAUAAUGCACGGUCCAAUAGAUUAGAAACAGAUUUUACAUUUGCUUCUUAAAAGAAUGCAUGCUUAAAAACAUUUCCACCACGAGAAUUUUUUUAAGUCACAGAAUUGAUAUUUAUCUCAAGUAAGAUAACAUACUUCUAUUACAUAAUUAAACUAUUUCUGCUAUUAUUUAAAAAACUGUUUUCCAGCCAGUUCUCCCAGUUCUAAAAGUUAUCUUUUAAAAUGUUAAACAUACCUUCCUACCACUUAUGCUUCCAGUUUCAUUUAUUGAAUACCAGGGUCAUAUCUUAGAACUGUAUAUAAAAUAACAUGAAACCCAUUCAUGAGACGUGUCUAAGUAUUGCCUUUUGCUGCUAUAUUCUGCAUUGACCCUAGUUAUGCCAUUGUCCCAUGAAUGUAGUAUUAUCCAUAGGUUAUACAUAACUACAUCUAUUGCUUUUGGCAGUAAAUCAAGAUUUAGUUGUAAUUUUCCAGCUGUGAAAAUGUUGCCUUGUAUUUAAAAGGGUUUCAUGAAUGGAAACCUAAGUACAACUAAGCUCAUUAGUGACAGACUUGCUUUCUUCACAUCCUUCCUUCACCAACUUCCCCACCCCCACACCCCCUGCCUACCACCCCCAAAAGGGUGCUUAUUCUUUAACAAGGAGAAUCUUUAAAAAAGGAAAGAAAACAAAAUGUUGUCUUUAAUAUAUCUAUAGUAGUUGUUACACUAGAGCUUUUAUUUUCCUCUGUAGCUUUUCAGAAAAAGCAACCUACCUUGGAGUUGUAAAUCAGGCUGAAACUUUUUUGAUGUUCAUGUACUCAUAUGUCUUGUAGAUGGUAGGUGUCAUUUGUGUGUGUAAGUAAAGUAUAAAGCAUGCUCAUUCACUUGGUCUCUUUGAAGUAAAGGAAUGGAUCGCAGUGCUGUGGUCGGGAUGGCAGGUGGAAAGGUCUGUCAGCACACGGGGAAAGCCCCCAUUUUCACAGAUGUAUAACUUUAAUAAUCCUGACGCAAUCAUUGGAAGUAUUUAAUAUGCAAUAGGUAGCACCUUAACUAAUCUGCAUAUGAAGGGUUUUCUGGUGUAUUUAAUAAGAAGUGUGGAAGCUCUUCAAGCAUUAAACUAGAGUUGACGUUUUAUUCCGUUUAUUUUCUCUGUCAAAAAAAAAAUCCACUCUUACAAUGGAAUUGCAGUCUAACAAAUGAUACAUUUGGGCCUAUUAAUCUUCAGAGCUUCCAGAUGGUUUAUAUUUUGAGGUACAAAAAAUGCUGCAGAUCUAGAAAUGUAUAUAUUUAGCAGGUAUUUGAAAGAUAUAACCAUUAUUUAUAACUGAAGAGUAUUACACUUCUUAAGUAAGUGCUCUAGUAACUUGUGUACAUUUUUGCAUAUACAAACUCAGUAUGUAAGCAUUGUAUAAUGUGACAAUUGUAUAAUUUAUGUAAUCUUAUGCAUGAAUCAGAAUUUUUAUAUAAUUAUUGAUUUAUUAUAGUUGAUUAAAGUGUUUAAACUUA